Psammomys obesus (fat sand rat) is the source of this 826-nucleotide messenger RNA. Its product is annotated as GATOR complex protein DEPDC5-like. The record is from RefSeq and is a predicted model, not a curated record. Gene Ontology annotation, molecular function: GTPase activator activity. Gene Ontology annotation, cellular component: GATOR1 complex; lysosomal membrane. The transcript has 6 exons. The annotation marks the transcript as partial. NCBI's taxonomy places the organism in Eukaryota, Metazoa, Chordata, Mammalia, Rodentia, Muridae. Gene Ontology annotation, biological process: intracellular signal transduction; positive regulation of autophagy; negative regulation of TORC1 signaling.
GUGCCUGGGAGAACAGCAGGCAGCUGUGCAUGGAAAAGGUUCCUCUCAGCCAGCUGAGAACAGCAGUGUUGCUAUGACUCCCACCUAUGUGGACAGCCCACGAAAGGACGGGGCCUUCUUUAUGGAGUUUGUCCGCAGCCCACGCACAGCAUCAUCUGCCUUCUACCCUCAGGCAUCUGUGGACCAAACAGCUGCUCUGGCAUUGGAUGGCACCAGUUUGGGGGUCAGCACAUGCCAGUCCAUGGAUAGAGGGAGCAGCCAGGCCUUUGGGAACUCCCAGAACACAGGAGAACAGGCCUUUCCCUCUGCAAACUCUGGUGAAAGCAGCUCUCAGCAGCACAUAGCCAGCUCUCUAACAUCAUCCUCUACCCUGGUGGAGAUCCUAGAAGCCAUGAAGCAUCCCUCGACAGGAGUCCAGCUGCUGUCUGAACAGAAGGGCCUUUCACCAUGCUGCUUCAUUAGUGCUGAGGUGGUACACUGGCUGAUGAACAACGUGGAGGGGGUCCAGACGCAGGCGAUGGCCAUCGACAUCAUGCAGAAAAUGUUGGAAGAGCAGCUCAUAACACAUGCAUCUGGCGAAGCCUGGCGGACCUUCAUCUAUGGCUUCUAUUUCUACAAGAUAGUAAUGGACAAAGAACCUGAUCGAGGUCAGAGCCAAAGCACAGGGGCAAGUACUUUUGCUGCUCUUUCCCGUCAUGGUGCUUCCUGAGCUCCAUGUGUGGCUUUGUAUUUUAAGUUGACACUGUAACUCCUCUCAACAUUUGUACAUACGUUAAGCAUAACUGAAUGUCAAUGUUGGUUUUUAAAAAAGAUUUAUUUGGCUAUU